Molecule: messenger RNA, 907 nt
Organism: Musa acuminata subsp. malaccensis (wild Malaysian banana)
Lineage: Eukaryota; Viridiplantae; Streptophyta; Magnoliopsida; Zingiberales; Musaceae
Source: RefSeq, a predicted model, not a curated record
CACAGGAUGGUAAAUAUCAGGAGGGAAGGCGCGGUGGUGUUGUAUGUAUAUAUAGGGCCGGAGUUGGGAGUGGUGAGGCCUCACGGCGACGAGUCUUCUUCUUGAUCUCGGGUCGAAUUAGGUGAGUGUCAGAAAGAGGAAUCAACGAUGGUUUCCUCCAUGAUGGUCUCCUCGGCUGCCACCUUCACCCGGGCUUCCCCGGCUCAAUCCAGCAUGGUGGCGCCGUUCACCGGCCUCAAGUCCGCCUCCGCCUUCCCUGUCACCAGGAAGCCCAACGCCGACCUCUCCCACCUCCCCAGCAAUGGCGGCCGAGUUCAGUGCAUGAAGGUGUGGCCGAUCGAGGGCAUGAAGAAGUUUGAGACCCUGUCCUACCUUCCGACACUGAAGGACGAGGAGUUGCUGAAGCAGAUCGAGUACCUUCUCCGCUCCAAAUGGAUUCCCUGCUUGGAGUUCUGCCCCAAAGGGUUCGUGUGGCGCGAGAACCACCGGUCGCCGGGGUACUACGACGGGCGGUACUGGACCAUGUGGAAGCUGCCCAUGUUCGGGUGCACCGACGCUGUGCAGGUGGCGAAGGAGGUGGAGGAGUGCAAGAAGGAGUACCCCCACGCCUUCAUCCGCAUCAUCGGCUUCGACAACAACCGCCAGGUGCAGUGCAUCAGUUUCAUCGCCUACAAGCCGACCGGCUACUAGACGAUUCGGAUCCGGCUCUUCGGAUUUGCUUUCUUUGGUUCAGUGUUGGAUGUUUCCCCUUCUCUCGUUGUCUCCUCUACGCAACCGCCGACAGUGCAGCAGCGCACUGAGGCCGUCUAUGUUUUGUUUCCCCAAGAACGCGGAGCUUGUAUGUUAAGAAGUUUAUUAUGGACGUUCGCUUAUUUAUAAUAAAGGCUACCCAAUGUGUUUGAUUUUA